Molecule: messenger RNA, 8259 nt
Organism: Leucoraja erinaceus (little skate)
Lineage: Eukaryota; Metazoa; Chordata; Chondrichthyes; Rajiformes; Rajidae
Product: tumor necrosis factor receptor superfamily member 6-like
Exons: 11
Coding region: 1986-3065 (359 amino acids)
Biological process (GO): extrinsic apoptotic signaling pathway in absence of ligand; negative regulation of apoptotic process; immune response
Cellular component (GO): external side of plasma membrane; CD95 death-inducing signaling complex; membrane raft
Molecular function (GO): protein binding; tumor necrosis factor receptor activity
Source: RefSeq, a predicted model, not a curated record
CUGCAAGCUUGUACGACUUUGGAGUGUGGGAGGAAACCGAAGAUCUCGGAGAAAUCCCACGCAGGUCACGGGGAGAACGUACAAACUCCAUACAGACACCACCCGUAGUCGGGAUCAAACCCGGGUCUCCGGCGCUGCAAGCGCUGUAAGUCAGCAACUCUACUUCUGCGCCACCGUGCCGCCCGGUAUAAAAUCAUGAGAGGAAUAGAUCGGGUAGAGGCACAGAGCCCCUUGGUGAAUCGAGGACCAGAGACCUAAAGUUUAAGGUGAAGGGGAAAAGGUUUAAUAAGAAUCUGAGGGGUGACAUUUUCACACAAAGGGCGGUAGGUGUAUGGAACGAGCUGCCAGAGUAGUUGAGGCUGGGACUAUCCCAACGUUUAAGUAGCAGUUAGACAGGUUUGGAGGGGCAUUGACCAAACCCAAGCAGCUAGGGUCAUGUUGGCCAGUGUGGGCAAGCUGGGACGAGGGGCCUGUUUCCACACUGUAUGUCCCAAUACAAUAAUACUUUAUUAGCCAAGUAUGUUUUGCAACAUAGGAGGGGUUUCAUUUGCCAUACAGUCAUACCAAUAAAAAGCAACAAAACACACAAAAUACAUUUUAACAUGAACAUCCACCACAGUGACUCCUCCACAUUUCUCAUUGAGAUGGAAGGCGAAAAAAAUGUUCGCUCUCUUCCCUUCUUUGUCCUCCCGCGAUCGGGGGCCUCGAACCUUCCGUUGACGGGACGAUCUUGACUCCCGUAACGGCGGUCGGGCCCUCCGCAUCAGGGUGAUCAAGCUCCUGCAUCGGGGGGGAUCUCAGCUCCCCCGCGCCGGGCGAUCGGACCCCGGGUCGGGGCUGGCCGAACCUUCUGCGUCGUUGGAGCUAGCGACACCUACGGCCUCCAACCGAGGCUGCGAACUCCUCGAUGUUAAAGUCCGCAGGCUGCGGUUGGAGCGUCGAUCCCAGGCAAGGGAUCGGAUACGAUGGGAAGUCCACGGCCCCGCGGUGGGGCUCAAAGUCAGUUCCGAGCGAGGCCUCCAGCUCCAUGAUGUUAAGCUGCAGAGAUACGACCCGGAAAACAAUCGCAUCUCUGGCAUCGGGCUCUAUAAAGUGAAUAGACAAUAGGUGCAGGAGUAGGCCAUUCGGCCCUUCGAGCCAGCACCCCCAUUCAAUGUGAUCAUGGUUCAUCAUCCACAAUCAGUACCUCAUUCCACAAUCACCCACAAUCAGUACCCCAGUACCCCAGAAUUAAGGGACAGAAGUUUAGGGGUAAUAUGAGGGGGAACUUCUUACUCAGAGAGUGGUAGCGGUGUGGAAUGAGCUUCCAGUGGAAGUGGUGGAGGCAGGUUCAUUGGUAUCAUUUAAAAAUAAAUUGGAUAGGCAUAUGGAUGAGAAGGGAAUGGAGGGUUAUGGUAUGAGUGCAGGCAGGUGGGACUAAGGGAAAACAAAAUUUGUUCGGCACGGACUUGUAGGGCCGAGAUGGCCUGUUUCCGUGCUGUAAUUGUUAUAUGGUUAUAUGGUUAUAUUCCUGCCUUCUCCCAUAUCCCCUGACUCCACUAUCUUUAAGAGCCCUAUCCAGCCCUCUCUUGAAAAUAGCCUGAGGGAAUGCAGGGAAGCGCUGUGUGUACAUUGCUAUCCACAAGGGACAGGCAGUUCGGGAAGUAAAACACAAACACCAACGCGGCACAGUGUUACAUAGAAAAUAGGUGCAGGAGUAGGCCACCCGACUCUUCGAGCCAGCACCGCGAUUCACUGUGAUCAUGGCUGAUCAACCACAAUCAGUAACCCCGUGCCUGCUCAGAGCUGGAGCCUGGCAGGGGCGGGACCUGCCUUGUGACAGAGUUUCACGGCGUUGGCGUUUCACUUUCGCCUCGCUGUAGAUUUCAACCAAAGAUCCUACAGCAGAGCUCUUGGUUUCAACUGUGUUAACUUCACCGACUGGCUCCAGGGACAUUUCAGAGCAGAACAACCGGGAGAGGGGGAGGGGGCUCGGAUUCACCAACAUGGACCUGACCGUGCUGUUCCUAGUGCUGUUUCUGUGGAACGUAAGAGGAACUCGUCCGUCCAGCUUGACGGAGAAGAACGUGGCUCUAAUGGAUUCAUCGACUAUCAGCACCUUCGGAUUAUCUCAGCCUGGCUUCAAGAGGUUGAAAAGGCAAAUCAACUGUGGGCUUAAGGAGUAUUGGUCAGCAGAUUCAACCCGCUGUUGUGCCAAGUGCCUUGCAGGUCAGUACGUGAAAAAAUCUUGCAGUGAAACCGAGAACUCCACCUGUCAAGAAUGUGAGCAAACCAAAACAUAUACAGAGUUUGAAAAUGGUGUGACUGCUUGUCAUGCAUGCAAGGCUUGCCAAGAGGACAACGGUCAAAAAAUAGAAGAGAAUUGUACCACGACCAGCAACACGAAAUGCAGUUGCAGAGAAAAUUUCUUCUGUGAUACAAGUCCAUGCAAACGCUGCUCACUUUGCAAAAUAUGUGACGAGCCCAAUGAAGAGAUUGCCCACGCUUGUACACCCACCAAUGACACAGUCUGCAGAGCGAGGACAAAAGAAGACAACAGUCAUUUGGGUUUGCUGACAAUAAUACCGAUCAUGAUGAUUGGAGUAGUUGGAGUUUUACUAUACUGCAAAAGAAAAUCCCUCCCAUGUAAUAGAAAGACAGAAGAACACCUGGAACAAGUUGCAAUUAUUGCUUACAAAGAGGUCAAACCAGAGGAGCAAGAUGUACCAGACGUGGAGCUUUCGGAUGGGGAUAUGCAUGAUAUAGCGGACGAGAUUGAGCCACGGCACUAUCACCAACUUGGGAUAAGCCUGGGGCUGACGGAACCCAAACUGCAGCAGAUCGAAGCCGAUUACCGGGACGAUAAAAGCCGGCAGGGGUUCGCCAUCCUGUACGAAUGGCUCCAGAGCAAUGGGAAGCGAGGGGCCCUCCCGAAGCUGAUCGGGAUCCUUCGAAAUUUAGGGUGGAUGCUGGCAGCAGACAACAUCUUGACCAAAUUAACCAGCACCAAAGAAAUCAGCGUUGAGAUUCCCGAAAAGGAUGUGAGUGAAACUAACGGAGCGACUGAACAUGUAUCCGUAGCUUAGAUACAAAAAAAAUAAGUGCAGGAGGAGGCCAUUCGGCCCUUCGAGCCAGCGCUGCCAUUCAAUAUGAUCAUGGCUAAUCAUUUAAAAUCAGUACGUCGUUCCAGCUUUCUCCCCACAUCCCUUUAUUCCGUUAGCCCCAAGUCUAACGAAAGGGAAAUCAUGCUUGACUAAUCUUCUGGAAUUUUUUGAAGAUGUAACUAGGAAAAUGGACAAGGGAGAGCCGGUGGAUGUAGUGUACCUGGACUUUCAGAAAGCAUUUGAUAAGGUCCCACAUAGGAGAUGAGUGGGAAAAAUUAGGGCACUUGGUAUUGGGGGUAGAGUGGUGACAUGGAUAGAGAAGUGGUUGGCAGGCAGGAAACAAAGAGUAGGGAUUAACGGGUCCCUUUCAGAAUGGCAGGCAGUGACUAGUGGGGUACCACAAGGCUCAGUGCUGGGACCGCAGCUAUUUACAAUAUACAUCAAUGAUUUGGAUGAAGGGAUUCAAAGUAACAUUAGCAAAUUUGCAGAUGACACAAAGCUGAGUAGCAGUGUGAACUGUGGAGGAAUCUAUGAGAAUGCAGGGUGACUUGAACAUGUUGGGGGAGUGGGCACAUGCAUGGCAGAUGAAGUUUAAUGUGGAUAAAUGUGAGGUUAUCCACUUUGGUAGCAAAAACGGGAUGGCAGAUUACUAUCUAAAUGGCGUCAAGUUGGUAAAAGGGGAAGUACAACGGGAUCUGGGGGUCCUUGUUCAUCAGUCUAUGAAAGUAAGCAUGCAGGUACAGCAGGCAGUGAAGAAAGCGAAUGGCAUGUUGUCCUUUAUAACAAGAGGAAUCGAAUAUAGGAGCAAAGAGGUCCUUCUGCAGUUGUACAGAGCCCUAGUGAGACCACACCUGGAGUAUUGUGUGCAGUUUUGAUCCCCUAAUUUGAGGAAGGACAUUCUUGCUAUUGAGGUAGUGCAGCAUAGGUUUACAAGGUUAAUUCUCGGGAUGGCGGGAUUGUCAUAUGCUGAGAGAAUGGAGCGGCUGGGCUUGUAUACUCUGGAGUUUAGAAGGAUAAGAGGGGAUUUUAUUGAAACAUAUAAGAUUGUUAAGGGUUUGGACACGCUGGAGGCAGGAAACAUAUUCCCGAUGUUGGGGGAGUCCAGAACCAGGGGCCACAGUUUAAGAAUAAGGAGUAAGCCAUGUAGAACGGAGACGAGGAAACACUUUUUCUCACAGAGAUAUGUGAGUCUGUGGAAUUCUCUACUUCAGAGGGCGGGGGAGGCAGGUUCUCUGGAUACUUUCAAGAGAGAGCUAGAUAGGGCUCUUAAAAAUAGCGGAGUUAGGGGAUAUGGGGAGAAGGCAGGAACGGGGUACUGAUUUGGGAUGAUCAACCAUGAUCACAUUGAAUGGCGGUGCUGGUUCGAAGGGCCAAAUGGCCUACUCCUGCACCUAUUGUCUGUUGUCUAUUGUCUAAACUAACUUUUGAGCUAAAUCUAACUCUCUCUUGAAAACAUCCAGUGAAUUGGCCUCCACUGCCUUCUGUGGCAGAGAAUCCCAUAGAUUCACAACUCUCUGGUUGAAGAAGCUUUUCCUCAUCUCAGCCCUUAAUGGCCUACCCGUUAUUCUUACACUGCGAACCCCCUGUUUCUGCACUCCCCCAAUAUUGGGGAACAUGUUUCCUGCAUCUAGCCUGUCCAAUCCUUUAAGAAUUUUAUGUGGAAUUCUCUGCCACAGAAGGGCAGUGGAGGCCAAUUCACUGGAUGUUUUCAAGAGAGAGUUAGAUUUAGCUCUUCGGGCUAACGGAAUCAAUGGAUAUGUGGAGAAAGCAGGAACGGGGAACUGAUUUUAGAUGAUCAGCCAUGAUCAUAUUGAAUGGCGGUGCUGGCUGGAAGGGCCGAAUGGCCUACUCCGGCACCUAUUGUCUAUGUUGCCCCUGAGUUAAAAUGGAGGAGAUCGAGCUCUCUGAAGUUGUGCCAAAGGGAAAGGACUGAACUCGCCAAACCACACUCUGUGGAGAUGCUUUUCCCAACUUUUAGCAAUCUUUACGUGAUUUCUAUGUUGUUUACAUGAUCAACUUUGUACGAAUGAGGGUGACUGGUGUGGGGUUUGUACAUAUUUUAAAUUGUGGAGGUCACCGGUAUCACAAACUAAAGGCGAUAGAAAAUGUUUUCCUCUUUGCACUGGUGACAAAUCUAUCAUUGUGCCCAUUGAAAUAUUUUUUUCGUGCGUGUGUAUGCGCAGGAGUUAUAUACUUGUACAGCACAAGGUGAAUUUAUAAUGGGAAAUAAGGAAGUGGCAGAACAGUUAAACGAGUACACAAAAACGCUGGAGAAACUCAGCGGGGGCAGCAGCAUCUAUGGAGCGAAGGAAGUCGGCAAUUUCUUGCCUAUUUCCUUCGCUCCAUAGAUGCUGCUGCACCCGCUGAGUCUCUCCAGCAUUUUUGUGUACCUUCGAUUUUCCAGCAUCUGCUGUUCCUUCUUAAACAGUUAAACGAGUACUUUGGUUCUGCCUUCUGUCUAAGGAAGACGCAAGCAAUCUCUAGAAAUACUAGAGUACCGUGGAUCUAGUGGGAGGGAGGAAAUGAAGGGAAUCCUCAUUUAUCAGGAAAUGGUGUUAGGUAAAUUGUUGGGACUGAAGGCAGAUAAAUCCCCAGGGCAAUGGACAAUAGACAAUAGGUGCAAGAGUAGGCCAUUCGGCCCUUCGAGCCGGCACCGCCAUUCAAUGUGAUCAUGGCUGAUCAUCCCUAAUCAGUACCCCUUUCCUGCCUUCUCCCCACAUCCCAUGACUCCGGUAUCUUUAAGAGCCCUAUCUAGCUCUCCCUUGAAAGUUUCCAGAGAACCGGCCUCCACCGCCCUCUGAGGCAGAGAAUUCCACAAUUCUGAUGGUCUGCAUCCCAGAGUACUCAAGGAGGUGGCCCUAUAAAUCGUGGAUGCAUUGGUGAUCAUUUUGCAAUGUUCUCUCGACUCUGGAUCAGUUCCUGUGGACUGGAGGGUAGCAAAUAACCUUACUUUUUAAGAAAGGAGGGAGAGAGAAAAGGGGGAAUUAUAGACCAGUUAGCCUUGCAUCGGUAGUGGGGGAGGAUGCUGGAGUUGAUUAUUAAAGAUGUUAUAGCAGCACAUUUGGGAAGCAGUGACAGGAUCGGUCAAAGUCAGCAUGGACUUAUGAAGGGGAAAUCAUACUUGACUAAUGUUCUGGAAUUUUUUAAGGAUGGAACAAGUAGAAUGGAUAAGGGAGAGCCAGUCUAUGUUUCUAUGUUUCUAAGAACUCUGCAGUCAUUUUGCUGAGCACCUCCGUCCAGUCCGCCUUUACCUACCUACCUGAUCUCCCGGCGGCCAAACACUUUGACUCCCCCUCCUAUUCCCACACUGGCCUUUGUGUCCUGGGCCUCCCCCACAGUCAGAGUGAGGCCUGAUGCUAAUUGGAGGAACAGCACCUCAUAUUGGGCAACUUAUACCCCAGCCGAGAUAGACACAGAAAGCUGGAGUAACUCAGCAGGUCAGACAGCAUCUCUGGAGAUAAUUCAACCCAGCGGUAUGAAUAUUGAUUUCUCUAAUUUCAAGUAACCCUUGUUUUCCCUCUCUCUCUCUCCGUCCCUCCCCAUCCUAGUUCUCCGACUAGUUCUACUGUUUAAAUGUUACUGAUUCUAUGCCUCGUUGUCACCUUCCCCUCAGCGAACAAUGUACUGUUCUACAUUUCCUUAGUAGCAUCUGCUUUGAUCUCUCAUUUUCACACCUUACCCUUCCACAUCUCUAGACUCCCUCUCCCCUGACUCUCAGACUGAAGAAAAAGAUCUCGACCCGAAACGUCACCCAUUCCUUCUCACCAGAGAUGCUGCCCGUCCCGCUGAGCUACUCCAGCAUCUUGUGUCUAUCUUCGCUGGAAGAACUCUGCAGGUCAGGCAGCAUCUGUGGAGGGAAUGGACAGACGGCGUUUUGUGUCGGACCCUUCUUCAGACUGAAGGUGGAAGGGGGAGGGGAGCAAGCUGGAUAAAGUGAGGUGGGGGUUUGGACAAACCUUGAUGAGUGAUAGGUGGAUACAGACGAGGGUGGUUUUGGUUCACUGAUGGGUAGAUAAAGGCCAGAGAUGAAAAGGCAAAAGUAGAGAGAUAAGGAGCUGAGGAGAGAACAAGCAUGAAAUGUGAAGCCAGAGGAAGGAAUAGAAUAAACUUGAUCAAGCGUAGGUCAAAUUUAGAAAAUCUAGCCCAAUAUCUGAUUAAGAUACGACACGAUAGAACGUUAUUUAUCUCAGGAGGGAAAUUAAAACACAACAGUCGUAAAAGCACAAGAUUCAUAGAUUCAUAGAAAAUAGGUGCAGGAGUAGGCCAUUCGGCCCUUCGAGCCUGCACCGCCAUUCAAUACGAUCAUGGCUGAUCAUCCAACUCAGUAUCCUGUACCUGCCUUCUCUCCAUACCUUUAGCCACAAGGGCCACAUCUAACUCCCUCUUAAAUAUAGCCAAUGAACUGGCCUCAACUACCUUCUGUGGCAGAGAGUUCCAGAGAUUCACCACUCUCUGUGUGAAAAAUGCUUUUCUCAUCUCGGUCCCAAAGGAUUUCCCCCUUAUCCUUGAUACAUGAAACAUGAAAUUAAAGUGACGAGUGGAAAGGAUUAGAGAUGUACAAAUAUUUGGGCGUGGGGGGGGUGGGGGAGAGUCCGUCUCAGUCUACCCCACGCCAGAAGCGGGAAUUGUACAGUUUGAUAGCCACAGGGAAAAAGGAUCUCCUGUGGCGUUCUGUCCUGCAUCUGUUGCUGAAGGUGCUCCUCAGGUUGACAAGUGUGUCACAGAGCAGGGGUGAGCUGUAUUGUCCAGGAUGCUCCGCAGUUUGAGGACCAUCCUCUCCUCCAAGACCACCUCCCGUGAAUCCCAACGGACGGAGCCAGCCUUCCUGAUGAGCUUGUUGAUCCUGUUGGCACCCGCAGCCUACACCCUGCUGCCCCAGCGCACGGCAGCGAAGAUGAUGGCACUGGCCACCACUGGCUUCCAUUUAAUUAAAAGUUACUAAAAUGCAGGAAAUGAAAUGAACAAAUAUACUUGAUCAACUGCUCUGUUUGAAUUGCACUCAAAAGGGAUAAGAUAUAAUUUUGGAGGAAUUGAUGGUGUCCCAGUGUAAUAAUUCUUUGAAAACAAUUAUACUGAAAGCUGGUGAAACUCAGCGGGUGAGGCAGCAUCUAUGGAGCGAAGGAAUAGGCGACGUUUCGGUUCGAGACCCUUCUUCAUACUGAUGUUGAGGGGUGGG